CUCCACUUUGCCCUUUGCCGAACGCACCUGCCUCGCGGGCCGCUCCCAGAAUCAAGCCGCUGCCGCGCAAGAGGCGCGGCGCGGCCACGUGCCCGUCGGGCCGACUUAGUCGCUUCCGGCUGGGCAUGUCGAAACAGGACGUCUCGGUCGUCUCGCUGCAAGAAUUUCAGAGAGCCACCUCUGAGAUCUCGCAUUUGGAUCGAAACCAUGUGAAUGCACCCAGCGAUGAAAAGCCGGCCGGCCUUGCUGCAGCGCCCAGCUUCAUUGAUCAGCAGGAGAUUGGUGUCAUCAACCAGUCCCAGGCGUCCUCGCGGUUUCCCCAAGAAUGGUCCUGCAUGCGACGCUUCUGCGCGCGCAUCGCUACCAACGUCUACUUCGACAUCACGAUAGGCGUGCUGGUCUUAGCGAACAUUGGCUUGAUCGUCCACCAGAGCAACCUCACUGGCUGGCAAGUCGAGGUGCCUGAGGAGAUUGGUGUUCUGAACCAAGUGUUUCUUUGGGUUUACACCUUGGAAGCCAUCCUCAGACUCUUCGCCUUCCGAUGCGCCUAUUUCUUGUCCAAGUGGAAUAUACUGGACUUUGUGGUCUUGUCCAUCGAUUGGGUGCUCGUGCUGGUGGCACUGGCACUAGCUGGCACGAACUUCAACUCGGACAUCUUCAGAGUCUUGCGGGUGAUCCGCGCUUUGCGGGUGCUCCGGUCCAUCCGGACGCUGCCACUCUUCCGGGAGCUUUAUAUCAUGCUUUAUGGAUUCAUUUCUUCGGCGAAGGCGAUCGCUUGGGCAGCAGUCUUGCUGCUCUUGAUCCUCAUGAUCAUGGGGAUCAUCGCCGUGGAAUUCAUCCAUCCACUGAGCCAAGAGGUGUAUGCAGAAGGGCUCUUCCCAGAGGAAUGCCUACGCUGCGAUCGUGCGUUCGAGUCAGUGUGGGCCUCCUGCUUGACCUUCUUGCAGCAGAUCGUGGCCGGCGAUUCCUGGGGCCAGGCGACGAUACCCAUCAUCGAGAAGUAUCCGUACACUGCUCCCUACUUUAUCUUAGUCUUUGUCACCAUCGAUUUGGGCCUGCUGAACUUGAUCUUGUCGGUGAUUGUGGAUAAAGCACACCAAGCCCAGCAAGAGGACAUCAAGUUCCAGCUCACUCAGCGCCAAGCGCAGUUCGAAGGUGCUAAGAAAAAUCUUCUCUCACUUUGUGAAGCCUUGGAUGAAGACAGGAGUGGCUUCAUUUCCCUCGAUGAGUUGCUGAGUGGCUAUGAUCGCCUGCCGGAGUUUCAGGAACAAAUGCGCCUGAUGGAUGUGGAACGGGAAGAUAUGCAGUCCUUGUUUCGGGUUCUGGACGAAGACGGUUCUGGAGACAUUGCAUACCAGGAGUUUGUGGAGCAAGUGGUGAAGAUGAGAUCGCAAGACACUACGCUGAGCUUGCUUUUCCUCCGAAGUCAGAUGAAAGAUCUCAAACACUGUUUGCUUGAUGUGAUGGAGAACCUGGGCGGCUUGCGUAAGGACUACACCACCGCCUCGAUGUCCUUGGCGGGCUUUGGGGACGCGGCUGCUGCGCCAGAGGAGGGGCCUCCCGGGAGCCGUCGCAAGCGCGAGCAAAAGUCCAUCGGCACGCAGACCGACGGCGCCAUGCUCGUGCGCGAGGAGGCUCCCGUGGAGGAUACGGAUGGCACCCACAGUUGGACGGCUCAGGUUCAAAGCCUCAAGACGGCUAUCCUCCAGCUGGAACGCAUGGCUCCCCCAGAGAGGCCUGAGCCCUCGCUUCAGGAUCCCUCGCAGCGGAGUCCCUCGCAGCGGCUGCCGAUGGAUCUGGCAGCACGCGCGCGGCCCGCGGACGAACCAAGCCCUUUCGGUUUCAGCCAGCGUUGUUGUGAGCCUCGGGCUCCGUCCGCGCCGCCGGAGCGCGUGAGACACAGCCGGGUUUGAGGCGUGGCCCACAG
This is a messenger RNA of Durusdinium trenchii, 1927 nucleotides long. The record is from the annotation of a GenBank genome assembly. Lineage: Eukaryota; Dinophyceae; Suessiales; Symbiodiniaceae.